Molecule: messenger RNA, 1215 nt
Organism: Linepithema humile (Argentine ant)
Lineage: Eukaryota; Metazoa; Arthropoda; Insecta; Hymenoptera; Formicidae
Biological process (GO): central nervous system formation; innate immune response
Cellular component (GO): extracellular region
Molecular function (GO): growth factor activity; Toll binding
Source: RefSeq, a predicted model, not a curated record
CUUGUUUCAAGAUUUUAGUAUUUUUCAGUACAGCGAAAAAUUUUAAUUGCUACUCUGAAACAAAACCGAGACAGUUUCUCGGAAGCAGAUAGUAUUGCGGUAUUGAAACCGCAGCUUACGCUGUCAUGUGACGUUACAAUAAAAGUCUUUUAAAAUCAGUUAAAUAGUAUAAAGAAGUGCUUAGAGCUUGUAGUUGCUUGCUUGAAUAUUAUAUUGAUAUUUCGCAGAGUUCAAUUCUUAAAAUUUAUUUUACUUUAUAUCUUGUGUUACAUUGCGUGAGUAAAUAAAGAAAGAAGGAAGAACAAGUGCAGUCAUAAUGAUUGUAUUGAAGAAAUUUGCUACAUUAUUUUUAUCCGUCUUCGUUAUCUUACCGAUUUACGAAGCUCGUUUCUAUCAUGGCUACAAUUCUUACAGGCAAUAUUAUAACAAUGAAAUGAAAUAUCCAGUGAUCAACAACAUUUUUAAACAAACAAAUUACGAUCAUAAUAAAAUACAAAAAGUAAACCGUUUUAAAGGUGACAACAAUCAUGUAGAUUUUGACAGCAAUUUUAUAUUUUCGCAUGACAACGGAUUUGAAAUGCGUAAUGACAUUAAUGCACCAUUCAUAGAAGAUCCAACCCCUUGUCGUAACGGUGAUUUCUGCCGAGUUAAAAAUGAAAAUUAUCCAAACGCCUAUGUAGAUUAUAUACUAAGGAAUAACCCCAAGUUGAAAGAUAAUGUUAUACAUGACGAAAUAAUGAGCCCUGAUGAAACCUCAGAUGAUCAUUUGAUAUUUUGCAAAUCUAAAGUUAAUUCUACUUAUCCGAACAAGGCUAAAACCAUAAAUCACACAUGGAUGUGGAUCGUACAGUCGGAUAAGCACAACUUGAAACAACAUAUACCUUAUGUAUCAUGCGACCAUACGAAUAAUGCUAACAGAUGUCGGCAUGUAAGCGGGGACUUCCAUGCACAAUGUAAGCAGAUGUAUAAAAAUUUUCAUUUGCUAGCUUUCAAUAGCACCGAGAAAGGGAUAUAUGCAUAUUUUCCAUUUCCUUGGUAUUGUUGUUGCAGCCCUUAAUUGUGAUUAAAUAUUUAAGUUUCGAAAGCAGUUGGAGCGACUCGGAAUUUUGCGUCUCUAAAAGUGAAGAUAUGCGAAAGAUAUUGUAUGUAUGUACACGGAAAAAACGUUCUUGCUGAAAUAUCUAAAAAUUGUGCCAGAUACAGAUCUGAAAAUAA